This is a messenger RNA of Carlito syrichta (Philippine tarsier), 820 nucleotides long. RefSeq names its product steroid 5 alpha-reductase 2 (gene SRD5A2). Lineage: Eukaryota; Metazoa; Chordata; Mammalia; Primates; Tarsiidae. Gene Ontology annotation, biological process: steroid biosynthetic process. Gene Ontology annotation, molecular function: 3-oxo-5-alpha-steroid 4-dehydrogenase activity. The coding region runs from base 1 to 735 and encodes 244 amino acids. The record is from RefSeq and is a predicted model, not a curated record. The transcript has 7 exons.
AUGAAUCUUUCAACCAUCGGCAUGAUUCUAAAGGACAAGGACAAGAUCAUGAAACAUGUGAAGUCUGCUGGGCCAAUGAUGUCGACAGUAAUGUUGAAGAAGCGUGGGAAAGUGAAGGAGAAGAUGGAGAAACUUCUCAGGAGUUAUAGCGACUUUCAAGAAGUUAUAGCGACUUUCCGUCAGGCAGUGAAGUGUCAGCCCCUGGAUGCCAGCUGUUGUAUUGAACUGAUCUACGUACUUUUCAAGGUACUGACAUUCGUGUAUGCUCUGCUUACCCGAGGGAGGCCUUUUCCUCUUAUAAUACUUUUCAAAGGUGUUGCCUUCUGUAUCGGAAAUGGAUUCCUUCAAGGCUACUAUCUGAUCUACUGUGCCGAAUACCCUGCUGACUGGUACACAGACAUACGGUUCGGCUUGGGUGUCUUCUUGUUUGUCUUGGGAAUGGGAAUCAACAUUCAAAGUGACUAUAUCUUGCGCCAACUCAGGAAGCCUGGAGAAAUUACCUACAGGAUUCCACAAGGCGGCUUGUUUACGUACGUUUCUGGAGCCAAUUUCCUUGGCGAGAUUGUUGAAUGGAUUGGUUACGCCUUGGCCACCUGGUCUCCCCCGGCACUCGCCUUCGCAUUUUUCUCACUCUGCUUCCUUGGGCUGCGAGCUUUCCACCACCACAGGUUCUACCUCAAGAUGUUUGAGGAUUACCCCAAAUCUCGGAAAGCCCUUAUUCCAUUCAUCUUCUAAGAAACCCAAAGAAAACAGGAACUAAGCUCUUACAAUACCAGUGAAAACUGUCAAGCUGCUGAAAUCAUCACUGUCAUGGUGUAAU